AUGGACGGCAAACGACACCCCAGCUCGUUCCAGCAGCUUGAGAAGCUUGGAGAGGGAACAUAUGCAACUGUGUUCAAAGGCCGAAAUCGCCAGACGGGCGAGCUUGUUGCGCUCAAGGAGAUUCACCUCGAUUCUGAGGAGGGGACCCCCUCAACAGCUAUCCGCGAGAUUUCCCUCAUGAAAGAGCUCAAACACGAGAAUAUCGUCGGCCUCCACGAUGUCAUCCACACCGAAAACAAGCUGAUGCUCGUCUUCGAGUAUAUGGAUGGUGACCUCAAGCGGUACAUGGAUACUCACGGUGAACGCGGAGCCCUGCCACCCACCACCAUCAAGUCCUUCAUGUACCAGCUCCUGAAGGGCAUUGAUUUCUGUCAUCAAAACCGUGUUCUCCACAGAGAUCUGAAGCCUCAGAAUCUUCUCAUCAAUAACAAGGGUAUACUGAAGCUGGGAGAUUUUGGUUUGGCGCGAGCCUUUGGAAUUCCGGUCAACACCUUCUCCAACGAAGUUGUCACCCUGUGGUACCGCGCCCCCGAUGUUCUGCUCGGCAGCAGGACGUAUAACACCAGCAUUGAUAUUUGGUCGGCUGGCUGCAUCAUGGCGGAGAUGUAUACUGGCCGCCCGCUUUUCCCUGGAACAACCAAUGAGGACCAGAUCGUGAAAAUCUUCAGAAUUAUGGGUACGCCCACUGAGCGCACAUGGCCGGGUAUCACACAGCUUCCCGAGUAUAAACCAAAUUUCCAGAUGUAUGCCACCCAGGAUCUGAGGAACAUCCUGCAGGCAAUCGAUCCCACCGGCAUUGAUCUGCUUCAACGUAUGCUGCAGUUGCGACCAGAACUGCGAAUCAGCGCUCAGGACGCUCUUCAACACCCAUGGUUUAAUGAUCUCGUCAUGCAGCAGCAGCAACAUCACCACCACCACCAACAGCAGGCUAUGCAGGCGCAAGCCAGACACUACCAACAGGGCGUCCAAACCCCUGGCUAUGACGGAUACAACUAG
Clonostachys rhizophaga is the source of this 996-nucleotide messenger RNA. The record is from the annotation of a GenBank genome assembly. Lineage: Eukaryota; Fungi; Ascomycota; Sordariomycetes; Hypocreales; Bionectriaceae.